Molecule: messenger RNA, 3680 nt
Organism: Cottoperca gobio
Lineage: Eukaryota; Metazoa; Chordata; Actinopteri; Perciformes; Bovichtidae
Product: macoilin
Exons: 11
Coding region: 413-2347 (644 amino acids)
Biological process (GO): neuronal signal transduction
Cellular component (GO): rough endoplasmic reticulum membrane
Source: RefSeq, a predicted model, not a curated record
AUCUAUGAACAUAACACAAUUUGAAUAUCAAAGAUAUGCAAGAUAUUCAGUGUUCUCAUGUGAUCUAAAAGAUAUGAAAGUUAUACUGUUAGACACUUGUUCAAAUAUCCACAUUUUUCUUAUCAUACUAAAUAUAGUGUUUGGGCACAAAGAGGUUAAUUUAUUGGGUACAGUGUGUACAGUGUGUUGUUCUGCUCCCCUCCUGCGAUGAACACUUGUAGGUACAACAUCCACUGCGCAUGCGCAGAGCCUGUAUCUGUGUCCAGACAUCAUCACAGGUUGCGCUGCACAUCCUCUUCCACAACGAGGGAUCUUCUUCCUUCUUUUCUGCCCCCUUUUUUUUUCUGUGUCCGCUGCCGCUGCUUCUGCUGCGGUGUCAAAACAACAGCACGGAGGGAGUAGAAGCCAUACGAUGAAGAAACGUUAUGUGGACGCGAGCAGGCUACGGAAAAUGAAAAAACUGAAAAUAACGGAGAAGCUGUCUGAAAGUGCGUACACCUUCCUGAAGUUUAUGAUGAUGUGGACGCUGGUGCUGCUGGCAGAUUUCAUCCUUGAAUUCAGACUGGAGUACUUGUGGCCCUGCUGGCUCUUCUUUGGAAGCGUAUACACCACUUUCCACUGCCACGGGCUGAUUAUUUGUGUUGUUUUUGUUUGUGCUGCCUUCACUUUGGACAUCUUUUGUUUAAUCUUUGUGCCUUUGCACUGGCUGUUCUUUGUGGCAAGCACCUAUGUGUUAUUCAAUUACAUAUGGCACACAGAGAAAGGCAUCUGUAUAUCGACGGUGUCCCUGUGGAUUCUGCUUGUGUACACAGAGGCGUCACUUCGACUCAAAGACCUUAAGACCUCUCAUGCUAACCUGUCUCAUCUUUUUGCUGCACACUGCAUCGGAUAUCCUGUCGUGUAUCUGGGGUUUGAUGCCACCUGCUACUUCACCAACAUCUUCAAGCUGCGCAUACAGAAAGCUGUGCAGAGUGAGAAUGACUUCCACAUGCACCUCCUGCAGCACUCGCUCCCUCCAGGCCUGCAGGUUUACCCCAAGACUGGCACAGAUGGCAGCAGCAACUCAAAAUGGAAGAUAAAACCUGAGUCGACUCAGUAUCAGUGUCAGAACGGCGCUGUGGUGGCCCAGGAUGAGGUGCACACUGUGGACUGCCUCCAGAUCCGCAGUGAAGAGAGAGCGACAGAGAAGGGAACGCAGGAGGUGAGGCCAGCUGAAUCAAACCGGCGGCCGUUAUCGUCCAAACCUAGUGAGUCCAGAGAUCUGCUGCCCUGCGGGGCAGGAGGACCGGAAUCCACCACCUCCCCGGAGAAUCUACCUCAAGAUGAGCAAGGAAGCAAAGCUACACGGGCGGCUAAAAGUUCCUCGCCAAAAGCCAGCAGAGGCAGCACAAACACUCCUUCACCCCCUGCAGGGAGGACCGAGAAGAAGCAGAGAUCCAGCUCAAAAACAGUCAGCCCCAACCGGGACGUCCCGGAGAAGAGUGCCACAGCAGCUCACAAUCACCACGCUGAGCAGAUGACCAGGCUGGAUCAGGAGCUGAGGAGGCUGAAGGGCGAGCUGCAGGUGAGCAGGCAGAGCGAGCAGGAGCUGCGAAGUCACAUCUGCAACUUGACCAACAGCGAGAGGAGCCUGAGACCAGAGGUUUCCCUGCUCAGACAGUCCAACAUGCUGCUCCAGAGCAGGAUUCUGUGUCUGUCUAAAACUAAGCAGAGGGACAGACAGAGCAGUGCGAUGCUGGAGAAGAAGACCAGAGCCGAGACGGAGGCCAGACUCUCUGUUGAGAAACAGUUGGCGGAGCUUCAGGCUCAGAAACUGGAGGAAGCAGCCAGCACAGCACGGAGUCUAACGAACCGGCAGGAACACUGUGAAACCCAAAUGUUAAGGAAAAGAGUUAAAGAUCUAGAGACAGAGUACAAACAACUACAGCUGGAGUGUCAAGUGAAAGAGAGUCGUGUGGUAGAUCUAGAGAGUGAUAUUGAGGCUCUGGGAAAGUACCGUUGUGUGGAGAAAGAGACAGACAUGCUGCUGUCCACUCUGUCAGCCAUGCAGGAGAAAGCUCAACAUCUGGAGUACAACCUGAGCGCAGAGACUCGCAUCAAACUGGACCUGUUCUCCGCUCUGGGAGACGCACGCCGACAGCUGGAAAUCGCUCAAGACAAAGUGAUGAGGCAGGACCGGGAGAUAAAGGAGAUGAAGCAGAAGAUUGCGGAGGUGAUGGCCGUCAGCCCCGGCGUAUCCUACAUGGCUCCUCGGGCUCCGGUGCCGCAGUAUCUCACCAAGUUACUCAACUCUGAGCGCUACAUGCUGAAUCCACGAGCACUGAUGUACCAGUGUCUGAAGAAGUAAAGGAUGUCAUCGCCUUUUUUUUUCCGAUCCUCAGACCCCUCCGUCAUAAAACAUGUGGGGAAGGGGCUAAUGGAUUCCAUGACAGAGCUAAAAGACACCGUGAAGUCAUCUUCUUCCAGCCACGAGUGGAACCAGGAUGAACCUCCACAAGUCGAAUGCCUUUCGCUGCACUGAUGGUACUUACUAACAUUAACAUGUACAUUUCCUCCCACAUCAAGGGUUUCACUCCAAAAUCUGAUAUCUGAUAUGCAGAGCUGCACAAACAUGUAAAGAUACAGCAUAAACCAUGGAUUUGGGACGCAUCAGAGAAAAGCACAUUUCUUCAAAUUCAGACCCUGUAAAUGUGUCUGAAUGAAUGAUUUCUGGAUAUGUAAGUUCAAAAAGUAGAUAAAUCUUGCUACCCAGCAGACGCACUAACUUACUUAUCUACCUUUAAAAGGCAGAUUAACUCCGUAAAAUAUGUUAAGAACCUUUGUUUUAAUUAUACGUCUGUUGGGAUAUUGAAUUCAAAAUAAUAUAACUUUUUAAAAUCUGAUUUUAAGUCAAUAUUAGAACAAAACGAGUGUUUUUCACAGCCGGCUUUUGACUUGUCCUAAGAAAAGCUAAUAACGUUAACAACGGCUCUGUUGUAUUCAAGCGUCGCGACCAUGAAACUGAAGUUUAAUGGAUUCAUCUUUAGUUUCAUUAUUCACACCUCUGCUUGUCCCACUGUGACAUGUCCAAAUGUCUUCUGUGAAAAAGGCUAAUUAAAACAUUAAGAUAUCAUGCCGUGUUGAGACUUAAUAUGAAUUAAAAAAAGAUGAUAAAUGACCAUAUUUAAUUAUCCACAAAUCCUAGUUAAUUCAUGUUUUAUGUAAUUUAAAUUUUAAGAAUAAAAUAAAACCUUUAUUUGAUGAAAUAUACACUUUUAAGUCCAAACAAUAUUCUAUUUAAAAUGUUCUCAAAGCAUAAAUAUAAUAAUCAACCAACAAAAUCAACUGAUGCAAAACUCUUAAAGAAAGUAUGUAAAUAGUGUAUUAAGAUAAUUUGAAUUAAAAUGAAAUUAACACUUUUUUUAAAUCUAAAAUGUGUUUUUGGAAUAUAACCCUUCAGAGUUGCGGACAUUUCAGAGGUGUCGUUUGUGGUGCGGCUGCAAUCUGGGAGUUUCUCGAGAACAAUGUGCCGUGAUGUUUAAUUGCCGGAGUGACCAGAUACGGUUGAGAUGCAGUACGAGGAGCUCGUACUGCAUCUCCUUGUUUGGCAGCUCUCGGCUCCACAAUGGCAAAGGUGACAAAGUGACUUUGUCCGCUUUGUGCGAGAGAAUUAGACUUUGUCUACGAGUUAACGUGGAGUU